Molecule: messenger RNA, 180 nt
Organism: Clunio marinus
Lineage: Eukaryota; Metazoa; Arthropoda; Insecta; Diptera; Chironomidae
Source: the annotation of a GenBank genome assembly
AUGAGACAACGAGUAAAUGUUGAUGGUUUGAAUUUCAUCGACACACGUUUAGGGCUUUUGGAAGGCGAACCGUUGCCCCAGGAAUACGAAAUUAUUGCCAUGACGAUGACGAAGCAUAGAUUUCUUUUAAAAAGAAAUUUAAGGCUUAGAACUUUUAAGAGUCUUAUCGUGUACCUUUAA